Molecule: messenger RNA, 453 nt
Organism: Cylicocyclus nassatus
Lineage: Eukaryota; Metazoa; Nematoda; Chromadorea; Rhabditida; Strongylidae
Source: the annotation of a GenBank genome assembly
AUGGUGAAGAAAUCACUGGAACUUGGACCGAAAAAGAAGGAGAAGCGUUUGAAGAAAAAAUUGGAGCCCGUCAAGAAGGAACCGGAAGUCCCUGCUGCUAAACAGUCGUCUUCAAAGGACAGGAAAGGAAUUCAAAUAUGUGUUGCUUUUACAUUCUUUCGUGAAGUCGCUGUGGUUUUUCUCUUCAGUUUUGCGGGCACAGUCGAAGGCUUUAUUGGACAGUUUGUUCCCGUACCAAUAAGUGAGGUCGUUGUGCAGAGAAGCAAUGCUGUGGAUGGUCAGUUAUGGGCAACCAAGGUCUCAGUGAGAUUUGAAGAUUCCAAAGGCGUUGAUAUAGCCCUUUCGAAAUGUCACGAUGUCGGACCAUACAGGGUGUGCGAUUUUGUCGACUCUGAGAUCACCCGUUCUUCAAAAUUUUGUAGCACUGUAUCGAAGUUUGUUCUCAUUACCUGA